Messenger RNA from Podarcis lilfordi (Lilford's wall lizard), 6220 nucleotides. The record is from the annotation of a GenBank genome assembly. Lineage: Eukaryota; Metazoa; Chordata; Lepidosauria; Squamata; Lacertidae.
AAGCAAGCAAGCAAGCAAGCAAGCAGGAACGCCAAGUAGCAGCGCGCCCGGAGCCAGAGGGAAGAGACGGGGCGAGGAAAAGGAGCAGCAGACCAAGGGGGAGCUGCUUUCCCACCCGGACCAGGCUGCCGGGGCGACGGUGGGGCUUUGUUGCCCGAAGGUCUCCCAAGACUCUGCACCAGCUCACGGGAGCCAGCCAAAGCGGCGACCACCCCCAAAAAGCUGCUGCCAAACAUGGAUGAAGGGAUCUCUCCUUUGCCCGAAAGGCAGUUAUUGGAGCAUCGGGAAUUCAUAGGGUCAGAUGACAGGGACUUCUGCAUCAUUGUUGUCAUUUUAAUUUAGGAGAAAAACCCCGGUUUUUCUUAUUAUUAUUUUCCUUUCUGCAAAAGGAAAGGGGAGAUAAAGAGAUGGGUUAACUCUGGUUCUUUGGCUGGGCAGCCUUAAGCAUGCACGUGCCCCCCUCCAUCCCUUUUUUUUAUAAAAAAAAUAAUAUAUUAAAGAUUUUCUUGGUUUACAAAAGUACAUGAAUUGUCUCUUUUUCAGGUUAUAGUGUAUUUUCUACAGAUCAGUUACAUUUGAUGUGAGACAUUAGUUUUGUAUGCACCACUUUUGGGAGAUUUCUUGCAAAGUAGUAGCUAAUGAGACCACUAUGCAUGUUAAAGUCAAUGGGUCUCUCUUUCACUUUUCUGUUCCUGCAGACUGGGUUAUCCAUCCUUGUAUAUGUGCAAGCCCAAGAGAGGUAUGAAGAGGGACGAGAGCAAGGUAAGAGAAUAAGCUUUUCUGAUGCUCUCCAGCACCUGCACAAUACUUAGCAGGGGCUUGUGAUAAAUGGGAGCCCAACUUUAUGCAGAAGUUCUCUUCUUUUCCUCAUACACUUCCUUUCUGUUAUCUGUAGUGGGCAGUUUUGUUUUAGUUAUGUUGACAAAGAACAGUUCUGGAGGGAGAGGGGAGAUGCCUAAGCCAGUAGAUACUCUUGAAAUGGGAAAGAAGGGUAGGUGGCAAGACAGUUGUUUAGGUACUGGUUGGCAUUAUAGUGAAACAAGUGUUUGUCCUUUUUCUUCCUGAAUAGGAAACAUACAAACUGCCACAUAGAUUGAUAGAGAAGAAAAGAAGAGACCGGAUUAAUGAGUGUAUUGCUCAGUUGAAAGAUUUAUUGCCUGAGCAUCUGAAACUGACAGUAAGUCCGUGUGUAUAUGCUUGCCUGUACAUCUAUCUAGGUAUUUUUGCAACACCAUAAACUCUUAGUGAAGUGUUUACUACUCAGGCUGUAAUCCUAUGCACACUUACUUCAGUGUAAGCUCAUUUGGCACAGUGGGACUUACUUCAGAUUUAGCCUGGAUAUGGUUGCACUGUAAAAGAUGCACAUAUUAGGAAAAAGUGUGGUUAUUUUUGUUGACUUAGAACUAAGUCACUGAGUUCAGCAGUGCUUUACCCGCACUUAUUAUUAUUAUUAUUAUUAUUAUUAUUAUUAUUAUACCGCCCUAUACCCAGAGGUCUCAGGGUGGUUCCCAUAAAACUUUCUAGAGUACAUCCUUUAAAACUGGGUUGAAUUAAAUGUGAUUUUUAGGAUUGCAAGACAUCCAGAAGUCUAAUAUAAAUUCCUUAUAUGACAGCAUUUCUGUAGAACCACCAUUAGCCUUAUUUGUGAAGUUUCAAAAUGGGUGUGAUUUAUCAGUAUUUAUCACCAAUUCGAGCAAGGGCAGUAAUAAAACAAGAUUUCUUCCAAAGUGAGCUUAGUGAAGUUUUAGAAAAUAGAAUUUUGUUUGAUUGUGUGUCCCUUUCCCUCCCUUUGCAGACACUAGGGCAUCUGGAGAAAGCUGUAGUUUUGGAAUUAACUUUGAAACACUUAAAAGCUUUAACAGCCUUAACAGAGCAGCAGCAUCAGAAGAUAAUUGCUUUACAGAAUGGUAAGUAAAUGCCCAGUGCAGAAGCACAAUAUAGAACAUUGUGUAUCUCUAUCUCUAGCUCUCUCAAAGAUUAUGAAGGACACAUCUGGUUACUGACAAAGUCUUAGCAGUUGGUGAACUGUUAGCUAACUCCACAGUUAAGUUGCCAAAUUGAAAUCUAUAGAACUGCUUCAGAGUCAGUGACCUGUACGGUCAUGUUUACUUAAACUUUAGUCCCCUUAAAUUUAGUGGGCCUUAACUCCUAUGUAAAUGUGAAAAGGACUGCAGCUGUGCAGUCUAACCAUAUCUACCGUAUAUACAUAUAUAUCCUUGCAUUGCAGAGGGUUGGACUAGAUGACCCUUGGGGUCCCUUCCAACUCUACAAUUCUAUUAUUUACUUGGAAAUAGGUCCCAUUUUGUUUGAGGCUUACUCCCAAAUAAGUAAGUCUAGUAUUACAGCCUUAACAUGUUAUCUCUUGAGAUACCUUAACCUUUUCCAACUGAUUUCAUAAAUCAUAGUCCUAGAUUGAUAACUUUGCACUAGAAGAUUAGUACAUUUAACACAAAGCAAUUACAUUAUAGAGGAAUUUUGUUAAUAAAACAGUCAGAUUCUGUGUAACACUAGAUCUAAUGCAAGUAGUAUUACUAAUGCCUGUUAUUUUGCAUCCCUUCCUCCCUCUCCCCCCCCCCCUUUGUAGGGGAGAGAUCUUUGAAGUCUCCUCUGCAAUCUGACUUGGAUGCUUUCCAUUCAGGAUUCCAGACAUGCACCAAAGAAGUCAUGCAGUACCUCUCCAGAUUUGAAAAUUGGACUCCAAGAGAGCAGAGAUGUGCCCAGCUCAUCAACCACCUGCACUCUGUUUGCACACGAUUCCUCCCCAGCCCCCAGCUCCUGACUCCAAAGAUUUGUGCAGGCAAAGGACCCUGCCCCACCUCCUCCGCCUCUUCCUGUGUGCAGCGAGAUCACACUGGCCCAAAGCUGGAGAGCCAGCCAAAUUGUGUGCCAGUCAUUCAGAGGACUCAGAAUGCAAGUAGCAAGCAUAAAUUCAGCCACCAUCCAAUGGGUCAUGUGGAGCUUGGUGGGGAGAAUGACACAGAUACAGAUAGUGGCUAUGGUGGUGAGUGCGAGGGAAGACCGGAAGGGGACAAAAGGCAAGGCAACCUGAUGAUCAAGCAGGAGCCCUCUGGGGAUGAAGCACCUCCAGCAGCUAAAAGGCUGAAGAUGGAUUGCAGCAGCACCUCUUCGGCAGUGUUGAGCCCAGACCAAGCAGCAGCUGGUUCAGCCCUUCUCAGCUCCCUGGUGGCUUUUGGAGGUCUGGGGGGAGGAGGAUCUCCCUUUGCCCAUCAACCUGCUGCUCCCUUCUGCCUGCCUCUCUGCUUCAUCUCCCCCUCAGCAGCAGCUGCCUACAUGCAGCCCUUCCUGGACAAGAGCAACCUGGAUAAAUACUUUUACCCAGCAGCAGCAGUCACUGCUGCUGCUGCUACUCCAAUUCCUUGGAUCUACCCAGGGAUUCCAGCUCAGGCUGCAGCUGCUGCUGCGGCUGCGGCCUUCCCCUGUUUCUCCUCAGUAUUGGUACCAGGAGAGAAAACCAGCUUGGCCUCAGCAACGUCUACCGAUGUGGCUUCUUCUGGCCAGCACCUCCCCCAUCCAUUUACCUGCAACCCAGGUGGGCUCCAUGGGGACAUGGACCUCCCUUCCCAAGAGGAGCAUUUGCAGUCUGCAGAGGAAAAUCCUUGAGUGAUGCUACAUCAUUUCUAAAGGAAACCACACAGUUCAUGCCUCCUACUUGACAGGAAGGAUCCAUCACUCCCAAGAAGGAGAAGCAACCCUCACCCUGUUUCUUUGUGUGUUUAAGGGAAAGCUUACUAGGCUGACAGUUUAUUCUUUUUCUUUUAUUAAAAGAUUAGGUUCUCCCUCUCCCACAAAUAUUUUUGGAGAGCUCCUUGUCCCCCCCCCCAAUGCUGUGUGUGUGUUUAAAAUUUUCUUUACACAAAUGUUGUAAUGUUGCGGAAUUCCACCCCCCAGUUGAACUGAAACAAAAGCAAAUGGAAAAGACUCCCUUAGGGGUGGGGGAAAUGGCUCUUUCUUCGUAAGAGAAGUUUGCUUAACAAUUCAGAAGGCCUAAAGAAAAGGGCAGGGGCUGCAGCAUCUGGAACUGGGGAGUCAGGAUGCAAGAUAUACUGUAUACUGUACCAGACCAUACCAUAACUGCAGGCACUUUAAUAAUGAUUAUGUAUAGACUGUAAUGGAACUUACUCAAGUGGGCAUAACUCAGCAGGAAGCUUUGCACAAGCCCCAGUGAAAUAAGCAGGAACUACUUUAAAGUGCUCUUGAAUUUUAGUGGGGUUUGCAAAGGAAAGUUCCAUAGUAGAUUGUGCUCCUGGCAGGGCAAGCUUCAGCAUAAAAUGCUUCCUGGUCCAGAAAUCCAGGAAUCGGUUUCCUGGUAGUAACCAAGUCAACAAACAGGCAAACUGCUUACUUAAGAACGGCCCAACUGAAGCCUGUGUCACUACUCUGGAUGAGAGGAAGUUGUCUUGAGAAUGGUAGCCUAAGAAUUACAGAGAAUUUGCUUCUCUAUUACUGACUUCUUAAUUGGUGGCUCCAUACAAGAAUCAUUGGGCAGAAGCCAGUAAAAUUUAAGUGCAAUGCAACUGCAUUGAAAUCACUGGAGUUGCCAUCUGAUUCUGCCAAAUAGCAACUUUAUUUUACCUUUAUUCAGAGCUUAGGAACCAUUUAUUUCAAUGGGCUAUAUUUUACCUUUGCCACAUGCAAUGCUUGGAGGAGUUUGGUUAGUUAGUUAGGAGUUUGUGGAAGUGGGGUUUGGGAGAAAAAAUGAAGGUAAGCUAGCACUUUAUUGAGAAACAGAUCAUGAACAGACCUUGUUCAUGCAUUUUUAUUGUCUUGCAUUUUUAGAGCUACCCCUGGCAUUUGCUCAAGGGACAGAAGAACUGUCCCAUUAUGUAGUUUCUUAUUUGCUAAAGCAAGUGCAUUUUUCUACAUCUUAAUGCUUAGUUUUGCUGUGUUCCUGAUAUUAAAUUACCUUGUUGUAUGUGAAGGAACAUCACUGCACUGGACUAACAAGAAAAAAGACACCCCACACCAUUAACAGUACAAUCCUAUUUACUCAGAAAUAAGUCUCGCUGUCUUCAGUGGGGCCUACUCCCAGGUAAGUGUGCAUAGGAAUGCAGCACAAUCUAGCCUUAGAUUGUAUCCUGAAGGAAGAAAUAAGUUUACUGUCCUGAUCUUGUGCCUUUAACCAUGGCCUAAACACAAAAGCCCCAAGCAAGCAGUCCCAGAGAGGAGUAUGCCUUCUCAUAAGCAGUAAAAGACACAGCCAGUCCAUACAGUGGUCCCAGAAGACCAUCAUGCUGUGAAUAAGAACAGCGAAAUCGGAAUCUCCAGCAGUUCAGUGUGUGGUUCUUCCUUGGUAGAUUGGGGUGAAAGAAAGUGCUGCUUUUCCUGGCAUGGAGAUAAACGCUAACUGCAAAGCUUCACUUGCAUAAUAUAUGUGCAUGAGGCCACCGUUGAAAGGCACAGCCACUAACAUAAGCUAAAAGAGGUUACAAAUCAUAAUUAACAAUGGUGUGUUGGUAACUGGGUAAAAGUGGGAUAAGGUUUCCUUGCAAGGUUUUUCUGUCUCCAGAUAUCCCAAUUUCCCUUUCUGGAGACUGUUGCCAGACACCAGAUAAUCACACAGCUAAAGCUUUGUUAAUAAGGUUUAAGCCAAGAACCUUGCCUAGAUAUUUUUAGUUUGUUGCCAAGGUAGCACUGUGAGAAACCUCACUUGAAUGUUAUGUAAGAGGUGAGACACAACAGUCUGACUAUGAGUGAAUAUGCCUGGGUCUGUUAGUCAUUUUGAGUGAAUUUGCUGCUAUUGCUGUUGCUACUGUUUGCCUCAAACACUGUUUUUAAACAAUGUUGGUCCUUUUUUCUUUUCUUUUUUUAAAUCUUACUAGCCUACAGAGUGUCUGUAUGUAAAUAGUUAAUACAUUCAAUUAAUGAUGUCCGACAUGCUAUUUUUGUAGGAAGAAGAUUGAGUAAUGAUAAUUGAGUUUAAAAAUAUCCCUUUUGAUGAGGAAUUGCUGAAAAACAAAGUUGCACUUUUGUUACAAUGCUUAAUGCUUGGUACAAGCUUAUGCUGUCUUAAAUUAUUUUAAAAAUAAAAUAAAUACUGUCUGCAAGAAACCAGCUGUUUAAAGAACAGUAUGAGAGAUAAUAGGAAUCAAUCUUUAUAUUCAUUAUUUUCCAGCACUCCAUGAAUUCUACUAUAAAAAAUAUUUCCACAAUAUUUUGUGAUUUAAACAAAAAAGUAUUCUUACUAAAGAAUAAAUUUUUU